AGAACCAACCAAAACCCAAGAAAGCAAGAAUGCUAUCAUCAUCCUCAACACAACCACCAACCGAGUACAUCGAACAACUAACAAACCAACUACUCAACAAACAACAGAACAACAACAACAACAACACCAACAUCAUCAUCCUACACUCAGACCCACAUCACCUAUCCUACCUCACCAGACAAUUCAACACACUACUACAACUCAACCAAGCAUCAGAACCCAAACAGCCAUCCUCCAUCAAAGCCUACCAACCAACAGAAUGGAUGAUCGGAGUCAUCCAACAGAAAACUCAACAGAACCCCAACCCACUCCUCAGCACACUAGGAAGCUAUACAGCAUGGACUAUCCAACGACCCAAGAUACUCACCAACCUACUCCUCUCACCAUUCCAACAGCAACAACAGCAACCAAAAAAUUGGACAACCGAACAACAGCUCAAGUAUCUCUACUCUACCUUCACAAAACUCAACUCACUCCAACUCACUCCCGCCUCAUCACCAUCAAACUCGAUCAGCAGCACACCCACAACAGACAUCGAACCCAUGCAGCUCCUAGAAGGACUCGUCGAACUCCCCGGACAAUCAACCGUCCCACUCUGCUCAUUCAAGAGUCUCUGGUCGAUCUACAUCGACAGACUCGACCCAAGAAUCUUCUCGGGCUGGGCUCGACUCUCUCAGAACCUCCGUCGACUCGAGAUCAGCAGGAGUGGGAUACUCGACUUUGAAGACUUCCUCAUCGAUACCAUCUUACUCGACUCACAGCAAAAUCAUCAUCAUCAUCAUCAUCAUCUUGAGUCUGCUCAACAAGACCUCAAAUCAGACCAGUCUAAUCGACAAGAUCCCAAGCCAUCACAGCAAGAAGAACGCUCUGAACAGGAAACCCAACAAGCCAAAGAUGUGCAAGAAGCUGAACGAACCACUGAACGGGAAGCCGAAGAAAAACCUACAGAGCAACAAGCAGGAAAACAGCGAGAUGGAGAAGAACACCAAGCGCCACAAUCUCUCCCAUCAAACUUCCCUGCGUUUGCAUGGUGCUUUCUACAACAUCUCAGUCUGGCCCACAAUUCACUAACCUUCCUCUCCACCCGAGCCCUCCUAGCCUUGAAAUCACUGGUCUCAUUGGACUUAUCCUCUAACCUGCUCAUCGCCGUCCCAACUGGAUUAGGACAUCUCCCCAGAUUGAAAUCCUUAAAUCUCUCCAACAACAUGAUCGACUCUCUCCUGGGCAUCCAUCUCAGCCUUGGCAGUAUCACGAGUCUUAAUCUGUCACGGAAUCGCCUUUCAUCUAUCUGUGGACUAGAACGAUUAACCACCCUAGAACGACUAGACGUUCGACAGAACCAGAUCCAGGACAUUGGUGAACUGUCGCGGCUAGCGACGUUACCAGGCCUGACGAGUCUAUGGGCGUCCAUGAACCCGUUCACGAUAGUCCAUCAACAGCAACAGGAAUGGCGGGUGCGAAUCUUCGAGUAUUUCGCACGAGAGGAUCGGGAGAUCGAUCGGAAAGCACCGGGUUUGGUGGCGCUACAAUUAGAGAACCAAGGGCCGAGUUAUCUGGAGACCAAGGCGAUCCGAGGCCCGGUUCGUCGACGAUCCCCCACCCUGGAGCGGCCGAUCCUGGUCGACCAGAAGCCGCUGAUCGUCCGUCGAACGCCCGACCACCGACACUCGUCCCGCUCGAACAGCAGUCUCUACUCGCCGCGUGCCCGCUCGUCGGAGCAAGAAGAAGAAGAAGGGUGUCCCAGUCCCCGCCUCAGCCUCCCCGACCCCGCCCACCAUCAUCCGCCUUCGAUCACCCCCUCCACCUCCUCCUCGCUCAGUCCCUCUACCACUAAAGUGCUCCCCAAGAAGAAACCGACAUCUCGUAAGAAACCCGCACGGAUCGUCGACUUUCAGUCUUCCUCACCCACCCCCGAUCUACCCUCCCGGCUCACAGUCGACCGUCUAUCCCCGUCCCGGACCUGCUCUAAUCCGUGUCUUCCUGUCCCUUCUUCAUCAUCAUCAUCAUCCACAUCAUCGCCCCAUCAUCCCACCCACUCAUCCGGCCCCAAAUCGGCCAUCCCCUCCUCUUCGACCACUCUCCCUAUCCCCGCCUCCACCCUCCUCUCCCCACACGGCUCUUCUUUCUCCUCCUCUUCCCCCUCCUCCUCGUCUGUUACCACCACCAAUCUCAAGGAUUCGGGUAAGGGAGAGAAGAAUAGUCAUCAUGAUAAUCGGUUCCGGAAGAGGAUCGAGAUGCUCAAACACGAACUCGGCGAGGAUCGCUGGUUGCGCGUCCUGGGCGAAUCCGAGUUCGGCUCUCUUCCUCCGACUCCCUCUAACUCCCACUCCCAUUCUUCUACCCAUCACUCUUGAAUUGUUUCUAUAUAUUAAUAUUUAUAUAUGUUUCGAUCGGGGCUCCGUUUGUACUCCGUUUACACACAUCUCAUCCAUUCUGCUCUCUCCUCUUCUCUUGAAUUGCUGUCAUCCCGCACUGUCGUUGUUUGGUGAUACCGGAUCUUCGCUCGUGCUCUCUCUCUUUUUCGUCUUUCUUAAAUCAUCAUCUACUUCCCGUUGUUCUUCAUCAUCAUUCUCCUCUCUCUCUUUCUCUCUCUUUCUCCCUAUCACUCAAGCACAGACACACACACACACAAACAUCUCCACUCUUCCCUUGUUUUUUGUUUUUUUUUGGAAAAGGGGCAUUGUAAUUUGUAUACUUUUGUCAGGAUACUAUUGAGACACAUCUGGAUUUCCUCAAUCUCUUUCUUGUUAAUUGUUUUUUUUUUCGUUAGUUUAUUUGGUCUCAUGGUGUACAUAGAUAUCUUUCUAAUAUAUGUACCAAUAAAAGUCGUUCAUAUUUAACUUAUACAUAGCACCAUCAGGGUUACAUACACAUAUUCUUAACCUCACUCUACAUGUUGACCUUUUUUUUUCUCUUUUGCGUGAGAGGAAAUUGUGCAAACAAAAUGGUUG
Molecule: messenger RNA, 2951 nt
Organism: Puccinia graminis f. sp. tritici CRL 75-36-700-3
Lineage: Eukaryota; Fungi; Basidiomycota; Pucciniomycetes; Pucciniales; Pucciniaceae
Exons: 2
Coding region: 30-2354 (774 amino acids)
Cellular component (GO): cytoplasm
Molecular function (GO): protein kinase binding
Source: RefSeq, a predicted model, not a curated record